AUGGAAAUGGUUGACGAUACUAACACCAGCGAAAAGGCAGCGCCGCUACCCUUAGAUAAUGAAGCCCAGUCGACCAAAGAUGAUGCAGGCGAAGACAAGGCGCCACCAGUGAAGCCUUCCGCUCAUUUUUCUAUGGCCGAUAACGUGGAAUAUGAAUACGAAACUGUCCAUGAUCUUGACGAUAGGAAACCUGACGACGAAACUCAUCAAGCAAGACGUCGGGCAAGCCACCUUCGUGCAAGCCAACGAGCCAGUAUCAGCGGCACACCCUUUGAUGUGUCCUACCAUCCUUCCCAAAUUGUUCUUUACAGUCGUCCACAACAAAGGCAACGCUGGGGUGAUACUCAAGUCUUGCCGAGAGUAAAUUGGGGAGACUUGUUCUUUGAUCUUUACUACGUAGCUGCUGCGUACAACACUUCGAAUAUUCUUGUGGAUUCGCCAAGUGGGAAGGGACUACUCUACUUUUUUGGCACGUUUCUUCCUUUGAUGGGCAUUUGGAAUGAGAAAACUUAUUUCGACGGCAGAUUCGUGGUAGGAGAUGAUUUAUUUCACAGGCUCGUUGAGCUCUUUGGCUUGGUGAUCCUUGCGACGGCCGUCCUUCACAUUCGACCUGUCGAAUUUAUGUCGAACAGUGCGGAGCAUGUCGAUAUGUUUGUUUUCUCACUGAUGGUUUUGAUUGCCAAUGUGCUCGAGUUGGCGAGAAAUAUUGAGCUGUCUGCCUUUGGGAUUGGAGUUACAGUGAACGGAAGGAACGUCGUUCGUCAAGAUGCCAAGAGGUGGUUUAUCAUGACGGUCCCGUACACAGCGUUGAUACUCGCCGCCGCUGUUAUAGCUGGCAUUGAGUAUUAUGGCAACAAGUCCACCGACAACGACAAAUACUCCGGUGGGAAUUCAGAUGGAUACAGUUAUGCCAGUGGAGGCAACUACACCGAGAGCGAUAACCACAGGUUCUUGGCGGCUGCUUCCAGCAGUUCUUCUUCCUACGCGUCUGCCACUGCAGAGACGACGGAUCUUCCCAUCGCUCUAAUUUUGGCCGGCCACAUUGGAAAGUUCGUUCACUCGGCCGUGACGAUCAGGUUCUGCUUCCCAGGAGGUGGCAAGCACAAGGAAUUAAUCAUUCCCAUGAACGUGGACUUCUGCAUUCACAGAAACGGGGAGUGGUGUAUGUUGAUGUUGGGAGAGUCGCUUUUGAGUCUAUUGAUUGUGGACGUGUCCGAGAAUGACAACUAUUAUGCGACAUUCUUCUCGGCUUUGCUUACCGUUAUUCUUCUGCAGUACCUGCACUUCCGAUCCCAGCCCCAUCACGCCGAUGCACAUGCUUGGCGCCGCAACAAGGAUGCUGGCGUGGGUUGGACUGGAAUGCACCAGAUCUAUUCAGCGGCAUUGGUUUCACUUGGUGCUGCCUUCACAUUGAUGGUCCUUGAGUUCACGUACCAGACAGAAUCAGAUGACGACAAUCACCGACGUUUUCUUGCCGGGGGCGGCGCAUCAAAGUACGAACCAAAAGAUCGCCGCCAGAGAACCGCUCUGUUGUUUUCCAUUUCCCUGGCAACUAUUUGGUUUUGCUUGGAUUGCAUGACUAUUUUCCACCUUGGUAUCAAGACGAGUCACCAUCGAUGCCAGUGUUCGAAAUCUAAGGUGUUGAAUGUGAAGGGAAUCAUCUUGGUUAUGAUUCGGGUUGGCCUGAUUCUCUUUAUGGCAACACUUGGACUGUACGAGACAGACCCUCAAAACCUUGCUAUCAUUGGGCUGUUUGGGGUUGUUUUGCAACUGAUCUUACGAAAGCUUGGUACCAAAUACUUGUCAGCAAACCGAGUCCAUGCUCUGGGCGAGGCAACCGAACACAAAGAUGCAAACGCUAGUUGUAGGGCUGGCGAUGUGGAUCCUGAAGAGAACAAGUGGCCAAACGUGACCCAUGCUGUCGCUCAACCUGCCCACCAGAGUGGUGAAAUGAAGGCGUAG
Molecule: messenger RNA, 1962 nt
Organism: Seminavis robusta
Lineage: Eukaryota; Bacillariophyta; Bacillariophyceae; Naviculales; Naviculaceae
Source: the annotation of a GenBank genome assembly